AUCGAUUCGUCGGAGCGUGCGCAGUGGCUCGAUUAAGCUGAAGCAGACGUACGAGCACCUGAUGGAGAACGGCGACAUCGGCGCCAUGAAUCGGGUGAGCUCGUCACGCAGCCGACCGCACGACCUCGACAUCAAACUGCUGCAGGCCAAGAGGCAGCAGGCCGAAAUGCGCAGGAAUCAACGUGAAGAGGAUCUGAGGGAAAAUCAUCCUUUAUUUGACACGCCACUGUUUCUGGUGCCUCGCGAGAGCAAAUUCAGGAAAGCUUGUCAGCUGAUAGUUUAUGCUCGUUAUGAUGCCCGUCUGAGAGACCCUCUCACCGGGAAGGAGCGGAAAGUCAACUACAAGCGGCUCCACAAUUUCCUGAGCCUAGUGACACUUGGACUGGGUGAUGAUCUGCGUGACGACGCU
Nilaparvata lugens (brown planthopper) is the source of this 409-nucleotide messenger RNA. RefSeq names its product sodium leak channel non-selective protein-like. The annotation marks the transcript as partial. NCBI's taxonomy places the organism in Eukaryota, Metazoa, Arthropoda, Insecta, Hemiptera, Delphacidae. Gene Ontology annotation, molecular function: monoatomic cation channel activity. The record is from RefSeq and is a predicted model, not a curated record. The transcript has 3 exons.